This is a messenger RNA of Zonotrichia albicollis (white-throated sparrow), 2250 nucleotides long. The record is from RefSeq and is a predicted model, not a curated record. NCBI's taxonomy places the organism in Eukaryota, Metazoa, Chordata, Aves, Passeriformes, Passerellidae.
AGCCAAGAGGGCAAGAGGCGGCCUGGGGUGCAUCAAGCACGGUGCAGACAGAGGAGCCUGUCCCGCCGUAGUCAGCGCUGGUGUGGCCUCACCUGGAAUAUUGUGUAGUUCUGGGUUCUGCAGGGGAAGGAAUCAAAGCUGGUGAAGGCAGUGGUCUGUGAGAAUCAGCUAAGGACUUCGGGUUUGCCUGGUUUGGAGAAAAGGAGGCUGAGAAUUAUUCUCAUCAUUCCACGGCUUCCUGAGGAGGGGAAGCAAAGACAGGCGAUGCUGAUCUCUUCUCCCCGGUAUCCAGUGGAUAUCCUAGGAUAACACCUCAGAGGACAAAAAGAACCCAAAGAGACUAUGUUCAGCUUCUUCCGAAAAAGUCAAGAUUCAAAGAAGGUCACAGUGCCAGAGAGAGAAGCAGAUGGAUUUGUUAUUGUGGGUGACACAGCUGAUGAUCAAAGUAGAGACUCAAAGGAUAAAACUUCAUUUCCGGAGACCAGACCGAGGUACAGUCAACCUUCACAGAUAAAUUCGGGGCAGCGGUCACAGUUGCCUGUAUCAAGCACAGAGAUGGGAAAUCAAAGGAGCCAGGCUUUGGAGAGCAGCCCUUUCAUGUCAGAUCUCCUGAGCGAUGUCCCCUUUGCCCUGGCGCCACAUGUGUUAGCAGUGCAGGGCACCCACAGGGACGUUCCUGACCGGCUGCUCACCUACGACAUCAAUGAUAAUUUAUCAAGGUUUUGGUAUGACUUCACACUUGAAAAUUCAGUGCUUUGUGAUCUGUAAUGUUCUCUUUAUCUUUUCUGCCUCUGCCAAGGAUCAAGUCUUAAAUUGAAGAUAAAGACUUACUUUAAUUGACUAAUAUUUGGGGGCUUGCUGCUGGUAUAUCAAAGGGGUUGUUAUUCACAACUGUGAUAUAUUUCUUAGCUUUAAGGGAACUAUAACUUAGUACAUUAAAUAUUGCAUUUAUUUCCAAAGAAAUCAAGCCUCAGUAGGAGACUGGCUGCUGGUAUCUACUUCCAGUAGGUAGGCUGCAGACACAAACAUUUGACUUUAAGAGGAAGUCUAUGUCUCAACUGUUUUGUUAUUUCAAUUAGAUACAAAACACAUAGAUCCUGUUACACAUAUUAAGAUCACCUCUUGAUUUGUACAUAUAGAAACCAAUGUUAAUGCUGAAGCAAUGCUGCUCUGCACUACUGGACAGAGAGCUUUUCAGUGAAACCAAGUUUUAAAACUCAGAGUUAAUUACAAGCCCUUAAGUAAUCAUUAAGACUUAAUAGAAUUGGUUAAACGUACCAAUUUUAAAGUGAGAAUCAGUUGCUUCCUUCCCUUUUCCAGUAGAUGGUAUUUUGUCUGUCUCAUUUUGUGCCUGCCUGGAGAAGCUGUCCCUGCCUGCCUGUUGGCUGCUGUUUGUUCUCAUUACCACAUGUGUUCCUGAUUUAUAUACAGAUCAGCUUUUCCAUUUUAACCUCUUUGCCCCCUGAAGAAGGAAAUCUCAGGACACGUACUUUUAAUGGUCACACCCUUCUUUUUUUAAUUUGUGUGCCAGAGGUACAGAUGGCAAUGUUUAACAACAGGAAAACAUUACAUUGUUUCUUAUCCAACUAAAUUACACUGCUAAAUGCCUAAACACACAUUCUCACAGACCACUGUGUCCCCAAUCACAAGCUUUGAGCAUUUUACCAGCUAAGACCAGAGCUGCUGUUCCACCAGCAACAGCUCUCUGAUGUCACAUCACAGUUUGUGAUGGAUGUGUGACCUGUGGCACACACUUGUUUUUUCUCUUGGGGUACAAUAUAUAGAUUGUGCUAAAUGUUGGUGGAUGUUUUCCUGUAUUUUUUAUGCUCUUACUCUCUUGUGGUAGCGUAAAGUACAUAUAUUUUAAGACUUGGGUCCUCUUACAGUAUUUGAGAUAAAUACUGUAAAAUGAUGAAGAAAUUACAUUGUGAAUAUGUCUUAGGUUGUUAAAUAUUAAUCGUUUAGAAUUUUUUUAAAUGUGCAUACUUUAUAUUUUUGACAGCUGUGUUCUUAAAUGUUUUGAAGGUAUUGUUUCAAGGGGAAUAUCUGUGCUGCACUCAAAUAAAAAAGCCAAGUAAUAAUGAGUUAUUUUUUAUAUGUGAGAGUUAUUAUGUGGUUUCACCUAUAUUGUUUACUACAUCUCUGACCAUUCAGCUUUCAUAGGAACUUGAACUUGGAAAUUCAGUUUGAAAAUCUUUUCAGUGUCAUUUUAAAAUUAGUGUCCUUCUAAUAAAAUAUAUCACACUCUCA